This is a messenger RNA of Puma concolor (puma), 666 nucleotides long. RefSeq names its product chromosome E2 C19orf18 homolog (gene CE2H19orf18). NCBI's taxonomy places the organism in Eukaryota, Metazoa, Chordata, Mammalia, Carnivora, Felidae. The record is from RefSeq and is a predicted model, not a curated record.
AUGGACAAGGUUCAGAGUUCUUUCACCUUUCUAGUUUUGUUUUUAAUGGGAUGCCCACCUUUAUGUUUGCCUUAUGAAGGUUACAAUCAGUCACAAACAUCCACAAAUAUCACUAAGCAGGAAAGUGUUUCCUCGAGACUCAGAGCUCUGAAACCUCCUAUGCCCACGCAAUUACCAGGCAAUAAUGGUAAUGGGAAGGGUGAUACACAUAACCCUAUAAAGACUAACAGGAGUCUAACAACCUAUGCAGCACCCCUGAACGCUGAUACCUGGAAUGCAGCACUGAUUCCACGUAGACCUGCUCUUGUUCAAGUAAUUGUGAUUGCGUGUAUAGCCUUCAGCAUUGCUCUAAUAUGUGGAAUCAGUAUUUCCUAUGUGAUAUAUCGGCUGGUCCAGGCUGAGGAAAGACAGCAACUUGCCUGGCUUUAUAACAAUGUCAGGAUACCAUUACUGGGAGACAAGGACGAGGGUUCUGAGGAUGAGAGCCAGGAUGAGUCCACCUACCUACUUCCAGAGAAUGAGAAGGAGCUGGAAAAGUUCAUUCACUCAGUUAUUAGAUCCAAAAGAAGAAAACAUAUGGAAAACAGACUGAAUAAAGAACAGUCGUUAUCAAGGGAAACAAGUCUAGAUAAUUCUAUGCAGAGUGUGAGCCCGGAGAAUCUGUGA